UUAGAACACACUCAAAGUAUACACUCCUCCCUGUGGCCGAGGUAGAGGCGCGUUCUUUCCUAACCAGGUGCAAAAACAAAGAAAAGUAAACCACAAGAGUGUUUAUAACAGUGGCGCUGUCAUUUUUUUUUGGGGGGGGGGGCUGAUAUCGUCACGUGUUGGGUCUACGGGCGCGGGGUUCCAACAUGGCGGAGAAGCGCUCCAAUCAAGCGGCGCGCUGGCACAUAGAAGGAGUCAUUUGGGCGAUUUACACAGCAUCGCGUGCGAACUCACCGCUUGUCGUGACAGCGGGACAGAUGCUUCACAGGCAAAUGCUGCCUUCAGUGCGGGGAGCGUGGACGCGCCACGGCGCAUGCUCUCCUACCUCUCCCGAGCGGAGGAUGAGGAGCAGUGCCUUGCGCCACCACGGGGAUCUCAUGAUGGAAAAGGAAGAGGAGGGGGAGUCCAGUGGCAACAACCAUAAGACUCAAGUCAUACUGCACCUGCAGCCCAUCUUGCAUGGGGCAAAUUAUGACAAUGCAGAUACAAGCAGUACAGUCUUGGCCAUAGAGACACAACAUGAAGACAGCAAAUCAGAGGGAGACAGUGUGGAAUAUGGCUACCCCAUCACUUGUGGAGAAAGCAGAGCUGUUUUACUCUUUAAGAAGUUUGUGUGCCCUGGAAUAAAUGUUAGAUGCGUGAAAUUUAACGACCAGCUUAUCAGUCCUAAGCAGUUUGUACACCUGGCAGGGAAAGCCACUCUCAAGGACUGGAAAAGGGCCAUCAGACUGGGUGGGGUUAUGCUCAGGAAAAUGAUGGACUCUGGCCAGAUAGAUUUUUACCAGCAUGACACGGUGUGCAGCAACACGUGCCGCAGCACCAAGUUUGAUAUGCUGAUCAACAGCUCGCAGGUUCCUCCGGGGACCUCAGUGCACCCCAACCCCUCAUGUUUGACUCUGGAGCCUCUUGGAGGACAAAUGCCUACUCUGACAGGAGAUGUUGUACAUGAUUCAACUGACAUCGAGGAGUCUUUGGAGGAUAAGUUUGGAGGAGAGUGGAAAACGGCAAACAUCACCACAGCCAAUGGACAUGCAAAGAGGAUGAGGACCGAUACACCUGAUGCCAUAUUGAGCCUGUGGAAGGGUGUGGCAGAGUGCGGACUGAUGGGGGGUGUCCUCGCCGGUCUCCAGACACAGUUAUUGGCUACUCUGAAGGGACUUGAGGUUCGCACCGAGACAGAGUUGCAGGAAACGGAUGCCAUCAUACUAAAUUCCCUGUGUGAGAUGUUUGGCCUCUUAGACUCAGUGAAGCAAGCGCUGGAGCAGAGAGGCAGCCAGCGGGAUGACAGUAAAGAUGAAAGCGUUUAUGCGCUGGGGGAUCUGUCAAAGGAAAGAAGGAAGCAGGCUUGCGUUAAAAACCUGUCUUACAAAACUGCAGCCCACAAGCACCUCCGGCCCCAACGCCACCCGCCAUCCAACGUCAGCAACACUGUGAUCCAGCCUCUCUCUCUCGUGGGCUUUCCCGCACCGCCAUACACUCAUCCACCCUCCAUCAACCCUACGCAUGUCGGCCACUUCCUCGCGCGAAGGGGACUGCGCAGUAAGGGCCAAGAGAGGGCGCAGGCGCUCUGCGAGUCUGACAAAGCGGCGAAUGUGCACAGGCCCGCACAAGAACUAACCUUGGGGACACGCCAAGAUCUUGGACAAAGAGUGUGCACGCUUCAGCCUCAGCCAGCAAGCGAGGAGGUAAAUGAGGGAGAGACCUUGUGUGACUUUCAAAAAGUGGCUUUGGGGAGGAAGGGGUUGAAAAAACUUAAAAGUAAAUGAAACCAAGAUAUUCCCAAAGUCUAAAGCGAAUACAUUUCUAUUAGUGGGGGCCCUUAGGGAGAUUUUAAGAUGUGUUCAUUCACUUUUGUCUAGGGCAUACUUAAAUGAUUUGGCUAGGGCGCCGGCGCCGGUGACCUUUGGGGUUGCCACAGCGGCUGAUCCAAUAUGGCAAUCUUAACACGCUUUUGCCUCUACAUUUUAACCAGACGAGCUACAAAUCAAAACUUGGUGUCUAUUUCAUGUUUUUUUGACAAUUACAAAUAUGAUGGAAAAAACUUCUUUAUGAUUGGGUGAGUCUGGACACAUAUUUAGCAUUGUUCCAAGAAGGCGGCGAUGUGAAAAUUAGGUGUACCUUAACUUUUGAUACUUUUUGCAAACUUUAUUUUAGGUUUUUUGAGCAUCAGAAACAUACUGGAAUGAUCAGAUUUAUGAUCAUUUAUUUAUUAGACCGCUUUAAUUUCCAUAUUAACAACAUAGCCAUUUCUACCAAAAUGUAUUGCACAGAUAUAAUGUAAAGCUGCCGAUAUAUUUCAUUGUAACAUUAGUAAAAGUAGAGAAAGUCAGUGUUGCCCCCCCAACUUUUUUGUCAUGUAAUGCAUUUUUCAGUGAAGCUAUUAUCAAAACAUAUGGCCUCCACAUCAUCUAAUAGUAGCAGCAGCAGCAGCAUCAUCAAUUGGGACUUAUGUUGUCUCUGCCAAUUACAGUCUGAUGACCCCUUACAAACACCCAAAAGCGAAUGACUUUUGUCACUAGAAAAGGAUCUCAGAGAUUUCAUUGAAAUUGCGAAUGCUAUACCUUCAUGUAUAAAUGUCACAAUUGAUCCAUUGAAUGAUGGUUCGGGUAUCGCAUCAACACUUGCAUUAAAUAAGGCCAAAUACCACAAACGCCGCAGAAACUACUGCAGUAGUUCUCUUGUUAAAAGGGCUAGAAAGCAUGGGGAUCGUGCUGCCCCCACCUUAUUAAGUCCUAAAAAGCUUCUAUCAAGUCAUCCCCAAACCAGUGGUUGGUAUUCAUUGUGUGAUAUGUGAUCAUUUCAUAUAAACAUUAGAAAUGAAUCAAGCAUGUUGCACCAGGUUUUACUCACAACAAUGCCCAAAUUACGUCCCAUGUCUUCAGAAUAGCAAAACACCCCUUGGAAAUAUGCAAAUUAGGGGGUGUAGACACACCCAAAAAUUUAAAUGAGAAUUCCAACACAUUUCUAAGUGUCAAAACACAUGAAAUAGUCACUAGGUUUACAUUUGUAGCUCAUCCGUUUCAAAUGUUAGAGACAAAAGCUAUUACAAGCGGUGGUCAUUUUUGAUUGGCCGCUGUGGCGACCCCAAAGGUCAUCGGCGCGAGCACCCUAGCUAAAUCAUUUAAGUAUGCCCUGAGCUACACCUGUGUCAAAUUUGGCACUUUUAGACAAAAGUGAACGAAAAUAUCCCGAAGGGCCUCCACUAUAUGUUUCCCCUCAUGUAAAAGUAGUCGGGGAAGUGUGGAAAAAUGCCACAUUUCUGACAAUAUUUGUAUUGAAAAACAAUUUUGUGAGUGAUUGUAUAAGUGUUGAGUUUUUUAUGAUGCUAAUUUUUAAACACCUCACUCAGGCUUGUAUUUAGUCACGAUAUGUGCAAUAAUGCGUAAAGAUGCUGCACAAUUAAGCUAGUUAUGAAAGUUGUAAGACUAGAUCCAUGCUUGUUAUCGGGCAGACAUAGACUCUAUGCACUGAAGAAUAAUCAGACUUUUUUUUAAAGCUUCAGCAUAUUUGAAAAAAUCCUUUACAAUAGAAAAAAUCUGAUCUAUAUUGUGUCAAAGCGUUGUUUUGUGUCUAAAUAAAAACCAAUCAAUCAAUCAA
This is a messenger RNA of Nerophis ophidion (straightnose pipefish), 3636 nucleotides long. Its product is annotated as glucocorticoid modulatory element-binding protein 1-like. Gene Ontology annotation, cellular component: nucleus. NCBI's taxonomy places the organism in Eukaryota, Metazoa, Chordata, Actinopteri, Syngnathiformes, Syngnathidae. Gene Ontology annotation, molecular function: RNA polymerase II cis-regulatory region sequence-specific DNA binding; DNA-binding transcription activator activity, RNA polymerase II-specific. The record is from RefSeq and is a predicted model, not a curated record. Gene Ontology annotation, biological process: positive regulation of transcription by RNA polymerase II. Bases 186 to 1805 code for a protein of 539 amino acids. The transcript is spliced from 10 exons.